Molecule: messenger RNA, 436 nt
Organism: Temnothorax curvispinosus
Lineage: Eukaryota; Metazoa; Arthropoda; Insecta; Hymenoptera; Formicidae
Exons: 3
Coding region: 107-436 (109 amino acids)
Source: RefSeq, a predicted model, not a curated record
GAGCGGGCAUGACCACUCUCAUCCUUCUCUCUGGACGGGACGCACGCUCCCUUCGCCGCUUCAACACGUGGAAGCAAGGAAAUAAACUCUCUUACAAAGAAAGAAUAUGACAUCCAAUUAUCAUUCCUCACAUUGCGAGAAUGAUGUCAAAUAUCCUUAUACUGACAGAGUAGCGGUAGAAGAGGAUUAUGUUGAUUUCAUCUAUCAAUUUGUGAAGGAUAGCAAUAUAUCCACAAAGGACUGUAAGAAUACUGCUAGCAUAAGUAAUAUUCGUAAUAAUAUAAUUGGAACACCUAGCAAUUUUCCAAGCCAUGAAGAUUUUCUUUUGAAGAAGUAUGAUGUUGAUAUUUCAAUAUCUCCAUGGCAGAAACAAGUGCCAUAUAAUUUUGUACCAGAGUUUAAAAGAGAUUAUUAUUUUCAUCAUAUUGGUAAGUGA